AUGGUCAAGGCUUUGAUCCUCAUUGCAGACGGAACGGAAGAAAUGGAGUUCACGAUAACAUACGAUACGCUCGUCCGCGCAGGAAUAGAAUGCACAUCUGCCUUUGUCCCCAGGGGUCUCUCACCAUAUGGAUCUUCUGAUACAAGUCCUCCGCUUGCAGUUUGCUCGAGGCGAGUGAAGAUCCUUCCUGAUGUCACCCUCGACCCCCUUGCUGCCGGUCCGGAGAAGUACGAUGCCCUCGUCAUCCCCGGUGGCAUGGGGGGUGCCGUGACGAUGGCAGGAUCAACAGAGGUGCAAAACCUUGUUCGUUCUUACUAUAACCACCCAGAGAAGCGGAUUAUUGGCAUGAUAUGCGCAGGUUCCAAGGUCGCGAUCACAGCAAAACUUCCUGGUCAACCGAUCACGUCGCACCCAUCUGUCCAGAGCGACUUCUCUGUUGCGAUAGAUUUUGACUACAGGGAGCAAGAUGUGGUGGUGUCGGAUGCCGUCCCAGGCAAGGCAACGCUCGUCACAAGCCGCGGACCAGGAACUGCGUUUCCUUUCGUAUUCACGCUGAUCGAGCUCUUGUGCGGGAAGGAAAAACGCGACGAAAUCGUAGGACCUAUGAUCUUCCCUUCCGGCACAGUGACUGGGUAUCCGCUCUGA
This is a messenger RNA of Suillus subaureus, 645 nucleotides long. Its product is annotated as class I glutamine amidotransferase-like protein. Bases 1 to 645 code for a protein of 214 amino acids. The record is from RefSeq and is a predicted model, not a curated record. Lineage: Eukaryota; Fungi; Basidiomycota; Agaricomycetes; Boletales; Suillaceae. Gene Ontology annotation, molecular function: protein deglycase activity. The transcript has 7 exons. Gene Ontology annotation, cellular component: cytosol; nucleus. Gene Ontology annotation, biological process: protein deglycation, glyoxal removal; guanine deglycation, glyoxal removal.